CUCUCCCUCUCUCUCUCUCGCGUCUCUCCGUUUUUCUUACCAAAACCCCUCCUUUUCCCAAAGCGCUCUCUCUGUCUGUUCCUUAGGGUUAGGGUUUCUCAAGCGCGUGUCUUCUCCUCCGCAACCAUGUUCCCCAAAACCCUCUCUCCUAUCUCCAAACUCUCCAUUGUCAAUCUCCAGCAGCUCUCUAGGUCAACCAUGGCCUGAAUCAGGCUCCUCCGAGCAUGCUUAUAUUAAUCCCCUUUAUUUCUACAGUGGUGGCAGUUUUGGAAUGGAAAUGUAUGUUUCUGAAAAUGGAAAUGCAGAAACUUAUCUGAUUCAAGGUACAGAGUCAAACCCACUUUUAACAACGCAACUUGUUGAACAAAUUCAAGCUAUGUAUAACGAGGGAACCCCAGAGUUUGUUGUUGAUCAGAACUUGUAUUAUCCUACUGCCACCAACUAUGGGUAUUACUGUACAGGAUUUGAAUCACCCGGUGAAUGGGAUGACCACCAUAGGAUUUUUGGUCUGGAUGGUCCAGAUAUCCAGUACUCGGGUGCGCAAACUGAUAGUUUGCCUUAUGUAUAUUAUACACCUAGCUAUGGAUAUGCACAGUCUCCAUACAACCCAUACAAUCCUUACAUACCUGGUGCCAUGAUAGGAGUUGAUGCCCCAUUUGUUGGGACGCAACAAUAUUACACAAUGCCUCCUUAUCAAAACCCCGUCUCUUCACCUGCUUAUAUCCCCAUUGUUGUUCAAUCUAGACCAGAUAUCAUUCCAAAUAGUUCACCUGAUCCCUUGUUAGAUACUGGUUUAGCUGCUGCUAAUAGGCCUGAUGGACGAGGUCGAAAACAUAAUCUUUCUUCAGCAUCUGCAGCCUUUACCAUGCCUUCUCAAAGACCUGCUUCAAAUCAAACACAUUCCUUUACCAGGGUAUCAGAUGUGCCAAGAGCUAUUGCCGGAUCAAGUAAGCAGCCUGUGACACAUGGAAGUGUUACUUCCGGUAGUUUUCCGGGUCCAGCGUCAUCGCAUGCCCUCCAGGGUAGAAGUACGCCUGACUCAAUUCAGGCUAUGGAUAAUGUUCCACAUGGAAGGGUUCUGCCUCAUCACAACCAAUUAAAACUUGCUAUCCCUUCUGGUAAUGGCAUGUCUGAUUUUGGAUCUAAUGCUCAACUCCGAGCCCCCAUGGAUAAGUUUCGUCCAAAGUUUAAUUAUGGCAGAGCUCAGAAUGAUGCAAAUGGAAGCCAAGAUGGGCUGAGUGAACAGAAUCGUGGCCCUAGAAUCAACAGAUCGGAAAAUCAGUUGGCUGUUAAAGCUUACACAACUAAGGCAGGAGAUACUAAUGCACAAGGAAACAUCAUUAUCUAUACUGAUCAGUACAACAAGGAUGACUUCCCAGUUGACUAUGUGGAUGCAAAGUUCUUUGUGAUCAAAUCAUACAGUGAGGAUGAUGUACACAAAAGCAUUAAAUAUAACGUGUGGUCAUCUACACCCAAUGGGAACAAGAAGCUGGAAAAUGCUUAUGAAGAUGCACAGAGGAUAGCUCUGGGGAAACGGAGGGGCUGUCCUGUUUUUCUGUUCUUCUCAGUCAAUGCAAGCGGCCAAUUCUGUGGUGUUGCAGAGAUGAUUGGCCCUGUUGAUUUCCAUAAGGAUAUGGACUUCUGGCAGCAAGAUAAGUGGAGUGGAAGCUUCCCUGUCAAGUGGCACAUUAUAAAGGAUGUACCGAAUACCAACUUUAGGCACAUCAUACUAGAGAACAAUGAGAAUAAGCCAGUGACUAAUAGUAGAGACACUCAAGAGAUAAGAUUUAAGCAAGGCCUGGAAAUGUUGAAAAUAUUCAAAAAUCACACAACGAAGACAUCUUUACUUGAUGACUUUAUGUAUUAUGAAAACCGACAGAGAAUCAUGCAAGAUGAGAAAACCAGGCUGCUUAUUAAAAGCUAUGAAAGCCCAUUCUUUGUACCUCCAUUAGACCCCCCGCGGAAGCUAAAUUUUGUGAUUGACCUGCCCCCAAGUGAAGAGAAGAUGACCAAGCAGACUGAUGUGAGAAGUUUAGAGAAGCCUGUGGCUGCUUCCACUGCCACUGAUCAGGUAUCCCUAAAGUCUGAUGACAUAAAUCGGAGUAGUAUGAAUGAAAAGUGCAGUACAGCUGAAACAAAGGAUGAUACCAUAUCUACCUUAAAAAUUGGUUCGCUCACCAUCAACCCAAAGCAAGUGGAAUCAAUACCAACAAUGGCUGCUGCUCCUCCCACUCCUGCUGGUACAGUAGUGGGCACUGAAUCAGUUGAUGUUGUCACAGUGGGUUCAAUGCCAGUCAAAGUUAAUGGUUUUGCUGAGUCUCCUGGUUUGUUCACCUUUGGGACAAUUCCACUUGAUCCUAGAACAUUGCAGCUUGAAAAGGGAGUCCUCUUUGGUAAAAAUGGGCCCCCACGUUAAUGAAGCAGGCAUUUUACCUUUGAUUUGAUACUCAUCUGGGAGCUGUUUUGUGUUGGAGCAACUAUUACAUGGUAGUAUAUCGGCAUAGGCGCAAAGGCACAUAUCAAGUCCUACUGUCAAGCUGAGGGUUUCAUAUACUCAGUCCUUUGUUACAGCCAGUAAUUUGAAACUAUUAGGGUGGCUGCUGCUGUUCCUUUUUUUUUUCCUUUUUCUUUUUUCCCUAUCUUAUUGCUCCCCCUUCAUGUUUCCUUCUAUUGCUGCAGUUGUUUUGAUCCACACUAAAUACUAAUAUCUUGGGUUUACUUUUCUUUUCUUUUUCUCUUUUGGGGAGCACCUGUCUUGUUGGCUGAAAUUAAUUGAGAAAUCAGAGUAUAAACUUUCAUUUUCCAUUUA
Messenger RNA from Vitis riparia (riverbank grape), 2809 nucleotides. Its product is annotated as YTH domain-containing protein ECT4-like. Bases 272 to 2416 code for a protein of 714 amino acids. Gene Ontology annotation, molecular function: mRNA binding. NCBI's taxonomy places the organism in Eukaryota, Viridiplantae, Streptophyta, Magnoliopsida, Vitales, Vitaceae. Gene Ontology annotation, biological process: mRNA destabilization. The transcript is spliced from 8 exons. The record is from RefSeq and is a predicted model, not a curated record. Gene Ontology annotation, cellular component: cytoplasm.